UGCUAUGUGCCUAAUGGUUAGGUCUUACUUUGCAAAAGCCCCAAGCCCCCUUGCUCUGACACCUAUGCAAUGAUUCUAGUGUUCUUAAUCUAAAACAUGCAUGUUCUUUUCUACAGCCUACAGAUCUUUUAAAGAAGAUAUAUGAGCAGUUUACCAUGGAAUGCAAGCAGGGGAGGGUGAAGAACAUAAAAACCCCUUUGAAAAGACUCUCAAUCGCAACCGGUAAAAAUAAGUCUUUGUAAAUAGAAAACUCAUUAAAUUCCUUUCAAAAAUCGAUAUCCUUUUUGAUACUUUGCAUACAUUUUUUUCCUAAAACAAAUGUUGAAAAUUAAAUUCAACAUUGGCACAAAGCACCAAGGAUGACAACUUACAUGUACAUUCACAGAUAGCAAGCCAGUAGGUUCUCUGAGUGACUUAGCUUAGAGACCUAAAUUUAUAAAAUUGUUAGCAUGAAUUUGUAUAAAUCCAUGCAACACAAAUGUUUUGUUUACAUGGUACAUGUACUAGUAAAUACAUAUUUAAUAGAAUCUGUUUUUACAUCUAUAGGAAUAUCUGAGAAUACACUAAAGAGAAAAGUUAUUCAAGACCCAGUUGAUAUGGUAGUGGAGGAUUUGCAAGUCCCUGUUCCAAAGAAGAAACCUGGACCCAAUAGGAAGCUGGAUGACUUCGAUGCAGACCUGGUGAAGAGGACCAUCCAUGACGUGCAUUUGAAGGGCCAGUACGUUUCAUUGCGUCAACUGUCAGAUGUUCUGGUAGAAAAGGGAGUCAGGCUCACCAAGUCUUCAUUGGGGAGACUCGUGAAGGAUCUUGGGUUCAGGUUCUACAAAGCAGGUUCCAACCAACGCUACACUGGAGAUCGGAACGACAUCGUAAGUAUGCGACAUACUUACCCGAGGUCCAUUAGGAAGUUUAGAGAGGAGGGUCGUCCUAUUGUGUAUUUGGAUGAGACUUGGUUGAACACCAAUCAUGUAGCGAGGGGAGAUUGGGUGGACUGUCCUAGGACAUCUACCUCUGCCUUUGAGUCACAUCGUGAAGAUCAUGGGCGUUUUGUCCCAUCUGGGAAAGGCUUUCGUCUGAUAAUUGUGGAUGCAGGUUCUUCGGCUGUGGGCAUGAUCCCGGGAUCUGCUCUCAUUUUCGAGUCGAAAACAGGCAACCAGGAUUAUCAUGAUGAGAUGAACUCAGAAAACUUUACGAAGUGGUUCACUGAGCAGUUGCUCCCUAACCUACCGGCUAAUUCAGUCAUAGUGAUGGAUAAUGCUUCCUAUCACAGUCAUCUGGAUUUUAAGUCUAAGUGUCCGACUUCGUCGACACCGAAGGCCGAGAUCCAGUCUUGGCUUGAUAGAAAGGGUAUCCAUUACGCCCCGGGAAUGAUCAAGGCUGAAUUGAUCACAUUGGUGAAGCAACAUAAGCCUCGUCCUAAAUAUGUGAUAGGCGAUUUGGCUUUAAAGGCAGGUCACACAGUUUUGCGUCUACCUCCCUAUCACUGUGAGCUUAAUCCUAUUGAGUUGGUCUGGGCUGAAAUAAAAAGUUUCGUCGCCAGGAGCAAUUCCACAUUUAAGAAAGAUAAAGUGAAGGAACUCUUUAAUCAGGCUCGAUCAACUUAUUGGGUUGAGAAGUGGCGUAAGGUAGAGAGUCACGUGAUAAGAGAGGUAGAAGAAAAACUGUGGAAACUCGACGGAGUCCAGGAUGAGGAGGUUGCUCCUGUGGUCAUAGACUUGACGGACUCGGAAGACAGUGACAGUGACAUGGACACAGAUUCUGGAGAUGACGAAAAUGACUCUGACUCUGACGAAUCCAUGGGCUUCGUUGAGGAGGCUGACAAUGAAGUCACUUGUUGCAUAUGUGGUGAUUACAAUGCUCCUGGAAAGUCUCGAAAGAUUGUAUGGGUUGAUGUGAAGUGUGUAAGAGGUGGAGUCACCGCAUAUGUACCAAGCCCUCUCUAAAGUCAGGUUGGUGUGUCCAAUGUUGGAACGCUUUGUAUGGACUGAAUCCAGCUCCUUCAUGAGCCUUCCCAUGGUCUCUGGAGAACUGCUCCCUUUUAAAGGUAAAAGAAAGAAAAUUAAUCACUCAUUUACACUUAAUUUCAUAAUUAAUUUUCAAUUUUCAAAAAUGGCGUACCAGUAUUCUUUACAUGUAGUCCCAUAUAAUUUGGAGAAAGACAUAUUUGAAAACAUCUUAAAGAAUAUUUUACUUAAUGUAUCUUAUCUUUUGUUAUUCUGACAGAAACACAACAUUCCAAAUAUUUUAAAUGUUGUGUCUUUAAGGUCAGACGCGACUUAUCUUCGAUUAUUUUGUAAAAACAAUUUCUCAUAUCCGCAGUUUUCGUGGAUUGCCUAAAAUUUACAGGUUCGUGGGGACAUAAUUUCGUGUAUUCUCUUAAAUCUACAUAGGAAAUAUUACUUUAUUACCCUUAUUUAUUAAUUCGUGGAGGAUGUUGAUUCGUGGAUGAGAGGUACCCACGAAUUCAACGAAAAUUGAGCCACCUCGAAAUCUAAUGAUUCCAAAGAAUAUGUAUUAUUUAUUAACGAACUGGUAAUUUAAACUUUUUUGGAAAUUUUGUAUCAGUGAUAAGUGUCAUUUCUUUUUUCAUGGGACUAUAUACUACUAUAAUAUAUUUGAAUUUCCAAAGGGGUAUGGGCCCCUACCCUCUAGAUCUGUCUUAUAGUGGGAUGACUACAAAUGAAUGACGAAUUCAAUGUGCUAAUAAUUCAUGCUUGUUUAGGGUGAUCAAACAUAAUACAACUCCCUAAUUAAUCUACAAAUGAUAUCUACUUGUACAAAUGAUCUUUUCCAUCCAUUGUUAAUUUUUUCCAUUGAUUUCAAUGACUAUAUAUAUAAAGUUGGUAAGUUAUAAAAGCAGUCCCAAUACUGAACUAGUAUACCUGACUUUUGAGAAGUGAAACUUUAACUAUUCUUCUUCUGCAUGUUAUGAAUGGCUUCGUCGGCAGACCUUCAUCCAUAGUAUCAAUCUUCCUAUAGCGAUCAGCUCUCUCUCUUUGUAACAGGGACUUCAAUUAUGAUACCUGUAUAUAUGUUAAUCAAGUUCAAUCACAAUUAUGUAUUACUAGUAGAUUCCUCCCCACACUUUUUUAAAAUUUUGUGUUUGAUAUGAAUUUAUAAAUUAAAUUGAUUUAAUUACAUGUAAUGACUGUGAUGUUGCACAUCAGUGAUUGGUUGCUUACUUUACAAAUACAAGUAACCUUUUUUUGCUACUUUGUUGUUGAAUUUGAAAUUGUAAAUUUCAGUUAUAAUUAUCACAUGUAAUGACUGUGAUAUUUCAUAUCUGUGAUUGUUUGCUUACUUUACAAAUACAAGUAACCUAAUUUUGCUGCUUUAAUUGUUGUUGAAUUUGAAAUUGUAAAUUUCAAUUAUAAUUAUUACAUGUUAUGAUGGUGAUAUUUCGCAUCUGUGAUUGGUUGCUUACUUUACAAAUACAAAUAACCUCAUUUUGCUGCUUUAAUUGUUGUUGAAUUUGAAAUUGUAAAUUUCAAUUAUAAUUAUUACACAUAAUGACUGUGAUAUUUCAUAUCUGUGAUUGUUUGCUUACUUUAAAAAUACAAGUAACCUCAUUUUACUGCUUUAAUUAUUGUUGAAUUUGAAAUUGUAAAUUUCAAUUAUAGUUAUCACAUGUAAUGACUGUGAUAUCGCAUAUCUGUGAUUGGUUGCCUAGUUUAUAAGAACAAGUAACCUCAUUUGCUGCUCUAAUUGUUGUUGAAUUUGCAAUUAUAAAUUUCAAUUAUAAUAAUUACAUGUAAUGACUGUGAUAUCGCACAUCUUGAUUAGUUGCUUAGUUUACAAUACAAGUAACCUCAUUUUGCUGCUUUGUUGUUGAAUUUGAAAUUGAAAAUUUUAAUUAACAAUUGUCAAUAUCACAUGUAAAGACUGUGAUGCUGCACAUCGGUGAUAAUAUAAUAUCAAACAUCUAAUUUUAACUUCACAUCUGUUAUUAUAAAAUAUAUUGUUAAUGAUUAUCUUUCAUGUUAUAAUGAAAACAAAAAGUUUGACCAAGAAUGACCUCUUGUACAAA
This is a messenger RNA of Magallana angulata, 4027 nucleotides long. RefSeq lists its product as uncharacterized. Bases 450 to 1943 code for a protein of 497 amino acids. Lineage: Eukaryota; Metazoa; Mollusca; Bivalvia; Ostreida; Ostreidae. Gene Ontology annotation, molecular function: nucleic acid binding. The record is from RefSeq and is a predicted model, not a curated record. The transcript is spliced from 2 exons.